Colletotrichum scovillei is the source of this 1008-nucleotide messenger RNA. RefSeq lists its product as uncharacterized. The coding region runs from base 1 to 1008 and encodes 335 amino acids. The record is from RefSeq and is a predicted model, not a curated record. The transcript is spliced from 2 exons. NCBI's taxonomy places the organism in Eukaryota, Fungi, Ascomycota, Sordariomycetes, Glomerellales, Glomerellaceae. Gene Ontology annotation, molecular function: protein binding.
AUGGCUCUUGACCACGACGACGAAAAGAUGCUGCUGAGAGUCCUGCCGACAGCGCUAGCUAUGAACUUGGACCAUGAUUUCUUGAGGGUGGCGGCGUUCUUCCUUCGACACUUAUCCUUCCACAACCACAACUACUACAUGAUCAUUGACAAUUAUUUUUUCUUUGGCGCCGACGUCAAUGUAAGAUGGAUGCACAUGGACGGCCGCACCGCUCUCAUGCAUGCCUUCUCUCUGUCAAUCGACGUGAAAAGACGGCCAGACUUCUUCGCGGAUUGGGCUGCCUUGCUCGUUCUUCACGGGGCCAACGUUGACGACGACCGCGGCUUGGGGCACACGCUUCUCAUAGAGGCCUGCUACAUGGGCCUUUUCGACCAGGCGCGUGUCCUCCUCUCGGUCGGGGCUUCGCCAACUACGGCGUUCGUUGAAGCCGGCGUGCCUGUAAUGGUCCAACAGCCUCUCUGGCAGGGUGGCGUAUACCACAUGAGGUGCAACGGCAACGGUCUUCAGAUCCAGGACUUCACGCCCCUGGAGAUCGCGUGUCUGCCGAGAUUGCACGCCUUUUCAUAUGGGUUAUUACGUUAUUCGGCGAGAGGCAACGCCCAAGCAGAGGCGAGAGACCAGGCCUGGCACGCGUCGCGGUUGGCGUUCGUAAAGUCCAUAGCACCGACUUUGACUGACACCUUUGGUCAGAUGAUCCUGCGGACGGCACUGUCUAUCGCAGCUGAGGGCCGGGAGGUAGACGUUGUCCGCGCCCUGCUGGAGGCUGGUGCAGGCCUUACCGGUGGACGUUGGCUGUCCUUGGGCAGGAUUGGACACUUGCCUCCACUUGUCGUUGCUCUGCGUACGUCGGAGGUCUUUAGGUACGAGCGCGGUGACGCCGAGAAGACGGCCAGACUGCUGCUCGAAAGCGGUGCGGAUGUGAGGGAUUUGGACGAGUUUUCGGACGCUCUGUGGAAAUUUGAUCAGAUCUUCAGGAUCACUGCCUCUGAGUACAAACGUCCGGAAUGA